GUGGACAAAUCGCCUAGUGAUGUUACGAUCAGUGCGGGCAACCGAAGGGAUCCUGAGAAGCUAUUGUCGCCAUCUCAGCUGAAGGGUUAUGGUGAUUUGAAGAGUUUGGAAGCUGGGGAUGCGGUGGGGAAGCGGUCUCUGGAGCAAUCCUUUUCGUUCUCGGAGGGGAUGUUAGCAAGUUUUGGGAGUGGUGGAAUUUCAGCACAAAGGCAGCCUGUUUUGUCUAGAGUUCUUUCUGAAAAGUCCAUUUCGGCAAAGUCAAAGGCCACCGCUGGAGCAAAAUCUGGAGCGCACAAGGUUUCGGAAGUAAGUUCAUUUAUAGGAAGAGCCGGGUCUGCUGGUUUUGGGAUGGCAGUGGAGGUUUUAGACACACUAGGCAGUAGCAUGACUAGUUUGAAUAUCGGCAGCGGGUUUUCAUCGGUCGUGGCAACAAAAGGAAAUAAAAUAUCCAUCCUAGCUUUUGAGGUUGCUAACACAAUCGUAAAAGGUGCCAAUCUUAUGCAUUCACUUUCAGAAGAAAACAUAAAGCAUUUGAAGGAAGUGGUGCUUCCUUCGGAAGCUGUUCAGCGAAUAGUGUCUACAGACUGGAAUGAGUUGCUAAGAAUUGCUGCUGCUGAUAAAAGGGAGGAGUUGAAAGUAUUUUCUAGGGAGGUUGUUCGAUUUGGCAACCGCUGUAAAGAUCCCCAAUGGCACAACUUGGAUCGCUACUUCGCUAAAUUAGGUUCGGAAAUCACACCACGGCAGCAACUGAAGGAGCAAGCAGCAGGUGUCAUGCAGCAGCUAUUGACAUUAGUCCAAUAUACUGCUGAGCUUUAUCAUGAGUUGCAUGCUUUUGAUAGAUUUGACCAAGAUUAUCGAAGAAAACUCCAUGAAGAAGAAAAUUCAGGAGAAGGUUUUCAAAUUCUAAGGCAUGAGCUCAAAAGCCAAGGGAAGCAUGUAAAAAGCUUAAAGAAGAAAUCAUUGUGGUGGAGAAACUUGGAAGAGGUCAUGGAAAAGCUAGUAGACAUUGUGCACUUUAUGCAUUUUGAGAUUCAUGAAGCCUUUGGAAAUGCUGAAGGAGAUGACCCUUCGGUGCAUUCCUUCAAAAGUCAACAAAGGUUGGGCCCAGCUGGCCUUGCAUUGCAUUAUGCAAAUAUUAUCAAUCAAAUUGACACACUAGUGUCGCGAUCAGGAUCUGUGCCCCCAAACACCCGGGAUUCACUAUACCAAAACUUGCCACCUUCAAUAAAAUCCGCUUUGCGCUCGAAACUGCUGGUGUUUGAGCUCGAUGAACAGCUGACCAUUCCUCAAAUCAAGGCUGAAAUGGAGAAAACAUUGCAAUGGCUUGUCCCAAUUGCUAAUAACACCACAAAAGCGCACCAUGGUUUUGGUUGGGUUGGAGAAUGGGCAAGCACAGGUGCGGAUGUAACUCAUAAGCCAGCAGGCCACACCACCAUGCUCAGAGUUGAGACAUUCUACCAUGCAGACAAAGACAGCACCGAUGCCUACAUACUCGACUUGAUCGUGCGCCUCCACCAUUUCAUUAACCUUUCAAGACGAGGAAAGAACAAGUUCUGUUCUCGUUCGCCGAUCAAAACUUCGAUUCUCACUUCUCAGAAUUCCGCUUCUCCUCCCCUUUCAACCAAAUCAAAUUCCGCCAAUUCGUCCGCACCGACCCCAUCGCUCAUCACGCAAGAAGAGCAAGAGAUCCUGAGACAAGUAGAGGUGCCUAGAAGAUCUCCCAGAAUAAGUAAAAGCCAAGAUUUUGAUCUUGGUAGGCCAAAGAGGCACAAGUUCAGCAGACUCUCCAGAAGCAGCUGCAACACACCAGUAAGGAUGAGCAAGAAUGAAUCCAGAAAGAUGUCAUUGCCUGUUAUUGAUUUUGAUAUAAAUCGUAUUAAAGCAUUGGAUGUUAUUGAUAGGGUGGAUAGCCUAAGGAAAUUAUGAAAAGAGUUGUUAGAAAUCUCCUUUUUGUUUUAUGUAGCUGUAGAGGUGCUGGUUAUGGUUCAUUUGUAUGAUAAUUAGGAUUAUAGUUUCUUACAUGUUGAAAUUGCUGUCAGGAAUGAGUUGUGAAAUAGCGUUUUCUGGUGGUAGAAUUUCUGUUAGUUUGGCUCUUGAAACAUAA
Molecule: messenger RNA, 2104 nt
Organism: Phalaenopsis equestris
Lineage: Eukaryota; Viridiplantae; Streptophyta; Magnoliopsida; Asparagales; Orchidaceae
Exons: 12
Coding region: 169-1926 (585 amino acids)
Biological process (GO): positive regulation of growth
Source: RefSeq, a predicted model, not a curated record